Meloidogyne enterolobii is the source of this 512-nucleotide messenger RNA. The record is from the annotation of a GenBank genome assembly. NCBI's taxonomy places the organism in Eukaryota, Metazoa, Nematoda, Chromadorea, Rhabditida, Meloidogynidae.
UCCUUCACUUUCAGUCGACACAUAAGUUAAAGGCCUAGAAUUUAUUGCCAUUUCUACUUCCUUUAUAAAUGUCUUUAAUUCCUCAACAUUUAAAAUUGCACAACCAAGUGUCUUUUUAAAGGAAUCUUUCACAAGUUUGACCAAUCUUUCAUAUAUACCACCUUGCCAAGGAGAUAGUGCCGGUAUGAAUUUCCACUCUAUUCCACGAUUUAUAAUAAAAUUAUUAAAUUUAUUGUUCUCUGGUUGCUUAUCUUGACUCCAUUUUCCAACUAUUUUUGCAUCAAUACUCUUGGAAACAACCUUAAAUUGAUUUGCAUUAUCCGAUAUGAUUUUUGCGGGUACUCCUCUUUGGGCUAUAAAUCUACGUAAUGCAUGUAAGAAGGCUAGAGCUGUUAACUCGAAGGCAAUUUCUAAAUGUAUCGCUCUAGUAGUAAAGCAUGUAAACAGAACAAUCCAGAAUUUCUGUUUAUUCCCAUCUAUUUUACAUAUCGACGGACCGAGAUAAUCUAUGC